Molecule: messenger RNA, 2283 nt
Organism: Fusarium fujikuroi IMI 58289
Lineage: Eukaryota; Fungi; Ascomycota; Sordariomycetes; Hypocreales; Nectriaceae
Product: related to ARO80-positive transcription regulator of ARO9 and ARO10
Exons: 3
Coding region: 1-2283 (760 amino acids)
Biological process (GO): aromatic amino acid catabolic process; positive regulation of transcription by RNA polymerase II
Cellular component (GO): nucleus
Molecular function (GO): DNA-binding transcription factor activity, RNA polymerase II-specific; zinc ion binding
Source: RefSeq, a predicted model, not a curated record
AUGGAGAGCCCGGAUCAUUCCAGCAGUACCCGACAGUUCAAGCGCAGCUACGUCGCAUGCGUCUCGUGCCGAGCGCGCAAAUCAAGAUGCAUCAUCAAAGACAACCCUCCCUGCGCUAAAUGUGCCAGGGAGCACCGCGAGUGUCGGUUUGAUCGCCGGCCCAGGGCCCCAAAGCACCGCGAUGCCCCAAAAUGGACCCGUGGGAAUGUGAAUGCCGUGGACGAUGCGCCCGCCGCCCAAUCCGUUCAGGCAGCGAAUCACUCCCCUUCGAGGGAGCUUGGCUUCAAUUCGUCACCAAAUAAUACUAACCACCCACUAUACAACCGAGUUCAGUCGACACUAGUUACUGGAACUAAUGAUGCCCUGGACUUCCUGUCAAGGGCUGCAGGACAGCACAGCAUCGUGGGCUCAGUGCCAUCUCAAGGGCAUCCUUCAGCGAGCAACGUUCAGUCUGAUAGCCCCAAGGUUGUAUCUGGUGGAUCUAAUGGAGUUGGAUUCACCAUUACAGUUCUUUCAGAACCAGAUGAUGCUUGUCUAGACAUGUGGGACAAAUGUCGCUUCGUUCGCCAGGGUUGGUUCACGGCACAAGAGGCUGUCACCUACAUCGACCUCUUCUUUGAGAAGCUUGCCCCACUGUCUCCUGUCGCCCUUGACCAAUUUCGAAGUCAUGCAUCUCAUGAGCACCUCGUUUACAGGGAAGCCAUGCUAUGUUGCACCCUACUCAUGAUCUCGUCCCGGUUCUUCACACUGCCGGGUGCAGGCGGUACAUCUAGAAGCCACUAUGUCCACCAGCGUCUCUGGAGUCACUGUGAAGUCCUCAUACGACGCAUCGUGCUAGGCCAAGAGAAAACGUCCACCUCCCAGACAAGAACCAUCGGCACAAUAGAGAGUCUGAUUCUGAUAUCCGAUUGGCACCCUCGUGCUUUACAUCUCCCCCCCGAGACGGAUGGCUGGGAUGGCCUACUAGUGACGCCUGGGUACGACCGAGUCAAUCGCAAGCAUAUCAACAACGAAGCUCCGCUUAUUCGCUGGCGAGAAGAUGUCUUUGAACCAGCCAAGCGGGCGAACAGAAUGUCCUGGAUGCUCCUCGGUAUGGCCAACAAUCUCGGCUAUGAACUUGGGAUACUCUCAGGGCAGACAGGCCAUCUGGUGCAUGGUGAAAUACCUCGCGGCCGUCGAGCUCAGAAGAUCCUCUACAACUAUCUGACCCAGACUGCGACUAGACUUGGCUACCCUUCUGUGUUUCCAGAAAGUAUUUCUGUGGUUGCAUCACGUCUAUCCAUGCAAGAAACAGAUGAACCGAUUGACCAGUCCUGGAUGUCUUAUAUGGACCUGAGUUUAGAGCUUACCCAAUUGUCGCGUACGGCAUCGUCAAUGUUCUUUCACUCGGCAGCCCAUCUCCAAACACAAGUGCUCGGAGACCACUAUGUAGAUCUCCUUGAACACUUUUCCCUAUCUCUGUUCAAGUGGCAGGACAAAUUUAACAGCAUGAGCCAAGACCUCGCUUCACCGCUCAAAGACACCCUGCUGGUCGAAUUCCAUCAUACCAAAGCCUGUACAGGUGCCAUUUCCAUCCAAGCUGUAGUAGCCCGAGCUUGCUCGGCUGGCUUCACAGCCGCCACCGCCAACUCUGAUGAAGCAUUGUCAGCAUUCAUAACCACUAAAGACGCCAAGUUCCUCCAAGAGGUUGUCUCUGACACUAAAAAGGUUCUUCGUAUCGCAACAACGAGUGGUUUCAGAGACCAUCUUCCUUUUGCACCGGCACGUGUCAAGAUUAGCGUCAUUAGUUCAUCUGUGUUUCUUCUCAAGGCUCUCAGCGUUGGCUCCACCCAUACGGAUGUGAGCGACGCUUUGUACACUUUAGAUCAAUGCACAUCAACACUGAAGCAGUGUCCUGCAGAUGACAUGGACUUUGCGUUUAGAUAUGCAGAUCUCAUCGAGAAACAUACUGCACAGUUUCGAGCCCAUCUUACACAGUCUAGAGGUCUAGGUUCUAGUAGUCACAGUGGGCGGGCUUCAAUCCCGAGGAAUGCGAGUGAAGUAGAAACUGGCAUGGAUGGUACAAGCUCGUUUUUGUCUGGUCUGGAUUCUCAACAACUUGGAGAUGAUGGGUCAAUGAUGAACUUUGAUGUGGGGGAUACGUGGGGGUCUCUUCCGUUUGACUCAAGCAUAGCUCCUUUUGGUGAAGGGAGUGAUCAAGUUGCUCUAGGAUUGGAUGUUGACGCCUUGAACUUCUUGUGGAGUUUGCCCGAGCUUGUGCAGGGCGAGACUGGUUUUGCUUAG